Antechinus flavipes (yellow-footed antechinus) is the source of this 689-nucleotide messenger RNA. It is a transcript of the gene COXFA4L2, whose product is annotated as NDUFA4 mitochondrial complex associated like 2. The transcript has 3 exons. Bases 207 to 494 code for a protein of 95 amino acids. The record is from RefSeq and is a predicted model, not a curated record. Lineage: Eukaryota; Metazoa; Chordata; Mammalia; Dasyuromorphia; Dasyuridae.
CAGUUCCGCCGCAGGAAGAGAGAGGAGGCGAAAUGGAAGAGGUGGAGGCAAACUCAGGGCUGGGCUGAGCUGACCCCUCCCAGAGCCCUGGGCAAACGGGGUGGGGGAGAGGUGGUAACCUCGGAGGAGGAAAAGAGGGGAACUGGAGGAGGAGGAGGAAGAGAAGGAGGAGGAGACGAAGACCGACGGGAGAAAACAGAGGCAACAUGUUAGGAACCAAAUUUUGGGACCGUUUCAUCCGGCAAAUCAAGAGAAACCCCGGACUUAUCCCGCUAAUCAGCUUCAUUGGCCUGGGGAUGGGCAGCGCUGCACUUUACCUGCUUAGACUCGCCUUACGGAGCCCCGACGUCAGCUGGGACAGAAAAAAUAACCCAGAACCUUGGAAUCGCCUGAGCCCCAAUGACCAGUACAAGGUAACACCACCUCUCCCCAUCCUCCUGAGUGCCCUGCCCCUCGCCCACAAUCUCCUUUCCUGCCUCCCCAAAGUACCCUGACGCUUCAUAGUCUCCAGACUGGAAGUUGGAGCGUUCACAAGUCGCACCCCCCUACUCUCGGGUCCCUUCUUCCUUCUGCCCUUGCAGCUGGGGUCCCAGGGCCCCUUUCCAUAAAGUCGAGGGUCUAACCCGAGGAAUAGAUUGGGGAGGGCUCCCAGAAGAAACCUCCUUCCUUUCCGCCCCUCCUGCUUCUCU